CACCAACCCACUUUAUCUUUUGUCCCGCCAUCGCUUGACCAACCUGCCAAUUUACAAGCAACCCAAUUUCUCCGUUUCUGCCGUAUCUGCCGUGUCGGAUCAAGAACUGAAAGCCGUCGACCUUUAUGGUUCUCUACUAUCGGGCUUCAAAUCACCUCCGCCUCUCACAACCGGCAUGAGCGGACGGUUAAUAUCAGCGGUCGGGCGCCUCCCGGCGAUGCGUUCGGCCUCGGUUCGAGUUAUACGACAAUAUCAUCAGCUGCCCUCUGGCGGUCUCCUUCGUGCUGAUGCCGCUGUUCGUGCAACCCGCCGGCGGAUGUGGUUCCCGGUGAACUCAUUCCACAAUGCCGUUACCGUACGCAAUGCGUCCUUCGCUCGUUUCCUACCGAGGUUGGUCGUCAAAUUUAUAAGGAUACCCGCUAUGGCAGGUGGUGUGAUGAUCGGUGGACUGGCUUGGGUACAGUAUCAGGCUACACAGGCCGGGAAUUAUGCCUGGGAUAUAGUCAUUAACACGAAAGAUACCGUUACAAACACAGCGACAGGUCUGUUCGAUGGUGCAAAGGGUAUUGCCGACCAGACGAUGCAAGGGUGGCGAAACACGAAAGAGAAAGUCGAGUUACCUGAGUGGAUGCAGAAUCUUUUAACGGUUCAAGAAGAGAUAGGAACUGGAAAACAAGGUGAUGGACCUGGUGGCGAGGAGCCGCCAAAACAAAGCAGAGCAGGUGCCGCAGCUGCUGUCGGCGCCAGUGCUGCCGCCUACGGUUACGAUCAGUCUUCCGACGAUGAUCCGCGAAGUGCUGAUGAGAUGGCUAAGGACGACCAGAUGAUGGUCUUGACUAAAAAGAUGAUUGAAAUUCGCAAUAUUCUGGCAAGAGUUGGACAGUCUAGCACUCUAACUUUGCCCUCUAUCGUCGUCAUUGGAUCGCAGUCAUCUGGAAAGAGUUCUGUGCUCGAAGCUAUUGUAGGACACGAGUUUUUGCCAAAGGGGUCAAACAUGGUUACUCGAAGACCUAUUGAACUCACCCUUAUCAAUACACCCGACUCGGAUGCCGAAUUUGGUGAAUUUCCGGAUUUGGGGUUGGGAAAGAUCUCAGACUUCUCCUCAAUCCAGCGAACUCUGACAGAACUGAACCAGGCUGUUCCAGAAAGUCAGUGCGUAUCGGACGACCCCAUCCGACUGUCUAUUUCGUCGCCGAACAUCCCGGAUCUCUCAUUGAUCGAUCUCCCUGGCUACAUUCAAGUCGUUGGUCAAAACCAGCCUUUAGAGCUCAAACAGAGAAUAUCUGAGCUCUGCGACAGAUAUAUACAACCUCCAAAUGUCAUAUUAGCCAUUUCAGCCGCUGAUGUCGAUCUAGCUAAUUCUGCAGCUCUGAGAGCUAGCAGAAGGGUUGAUCCAAGAGGCGAGCGGACCAUAGGUGUCGUUACGAAGAUGGACCUAGUUGAUCCUACUCGAGGAGCCUCUAUCCUAGGCGAUAAGCAAUAUCCUCUUCGGUUAGGUUACGUUGGCGUUAUAUCUCGUGCGCCUGUAUCGACUGGUUUAUUCAAGAAGGGUAACGCUAACGUCACGUCCGCUGUUACUCGCAACGAAAAUUCAUUUUUCUCAAGCCACCCAUUAGAAUUUGGCCCCAGUUCGGAUGUCCAAGUUGGGACAUCAACACUACGCAAGAAGCUCAUGCAUGUUUUAGAACAGACUAUGUCAGCUAGUCUACAGUCGACGAGCGAUGCGAUACGGCAAGAACUUGAAGAGGCCACUUAUGAGUUCAAAGUGCAAUAUAACGACCGACCAUUAUCCGCUGAGUCAUACCUAGCUGAGAGUUUAGAUGCUUUCAAGCACUCUUUCAAGCGGCUUACCGAGGAGUUUGGCCGGCCUGAAAUGCACGAGCUUUUAAAGAACGAGCUUGAUCAACGGAUGCUUGACCUACUAGCAGCUAGAUACUGGAACAAGCCUAUUUACGAUCUGAGCGUUCCCAUCGCCGAGCCUAACAGUCUCGUCGAUCUCCCUAAAGCGGAUCCGAAUUCUCUUUACUGGCGAAGGCAACUUGAUGCUUCUACUUCAGCGCUCACGAAACUUGGUGUUGGUAGACUGGCCACUAACGUGGUAGCCGGCUCUAUCCAAUCUCAGGUUGAUGCUCUAAUCGGCCAAUCAACUUUUGUGAAUCACCCAUUUGCGCGCCAGGCGAUCACCGAGGCUGCUUCGACUAUCUUGAAUGAUAGGUUCUACAGCACUAGCGAUCAAGUAGAAAAUUGCAUCAAGCCUUUCAAAUUCGAGAUUGACAUGGAAGAGCGCGAAUGGACCGCAGGCCGAGACCAUGUCCAAGGUGUCUUGAAAAAGGAGCUGUCUGCCUGCGAGGGUGCCAUGAAAGAGCUCGAGACAACAGUUGGCGGACGAAGGAAGCUAAAGGAGGUUAUUAACUUCGUUGACAAGGCUAGGAGAGGCGAUGUAAUAGUUGAAGGCGAGGACCGCAGUGGCGCGGGAGGUUUUAGUGCCGAGUUGCUUUCUCGAGGACGAGAAGCCGUCUUUCUACGCGAUCGUGCAGAUAUCAUCAAGAUGCGAAUUCUUGCGGUCAAGUCAAAACAAUGCGCUAACAUCAAGAAUAAAUAUCACUGCCCAGAGGUUUUCUUGGAUGCAGUCGCUUCGAAACUUGCGUCUACCGCUGUCCUUUUCUUAAACGUAGAGCUACUUUCGGAGUUCUAUUACAACUUUCCGCGAGAAUUGGACCUGCGACUUGGACGCCAUCUAUCGGAUGAUCAGGUAGAAAAGUUCGCCAAGGAGGACCCCAAGAUCAAGAAGCAUCUCGAGGUCAUCAGGCGUAAGGAGCUUCUAGAGCUAGUGCUCGAGAAGAUGGAGAGCCUUAGACAGCUCGAAGGCUUAGAAAAGGAAAGGUCGAGGGGCAUAAAGAAGGGAGGGGAUAAGGAACGUGGACGAUGGGGGCUCUUUUGAGUGUAUACAACAUCCCUCGGUUACUUCUAACGAAUUAUCAUGACGGGGAGAGGAGUUAAAAAGGUUGCUUUAGCGGUCAUUGUGCGUGCUUAGAUAAAUUUCCAAGUCCCAACUCGAUGGUCGGCUACGUUGCCAACAUGUUCGUGAUGUCACAUAGAUUUGAUCCCCCCUUUCUU
Messenger RNA from Annulohypoxylon maeteangense, 3117 nucleotides. RefSeq names its product dynamin family protein. The record is from RefSeq and is a predicted model, not a curated record. Gene Ontology annotation, molecular function: GTP binding; microtubule binding; GTPase activity. Lineage: Eukaryota; Fungi; Ascomycota; Sordariomycetes; Xylariales; Hypoxylaceae. Bases 176 to 2941 code for a protein of 921 amino acids. The transcript has 3 exons. Gene Ontology annotation, cellular component: membrane; microtubule; cytoplasm.